Molecule: messenger RNA, 780 nt
Organism: Neoarius graeffei (lesser salmon catfish)
Lineage: Eukaryota; Metazoa; Chordata; Actinopteri; Siluriformes; Ariidae
Gene: olig3
Product: oligodendrocyte transcription factor 3
Exons: 1
Coding region: 1-780 (259 amino acids)
Molecular function (GO): protein dimerization activity
Source: RefSeq, a predicted model, not a curated record
AUGAAUUCGGACUCUGGCUCGAGCAGAUCCUCUUCUCCGGACGUGGAUGAAAUGUACACGCGUAAGACUUCCGCGUCCUCGGGCCAGAGCGAGUUCACAGCCAAGAUGGGCAGCGAACACUUAUCGCGAGGCGCCGGCGGUGCGGACCGGACGUCAGCGGGCGUCGGGGUCGGAGGUAAAUACAAGCUGAAGAAGCAAGUGACCGAGGAGGAGAUCCAGCAGCUGCGCCUGAAGAUCAACGGGCGGGAGCGCAAACGCAUGCACGACCUGAACCUGGCUAUGGACGGGCUGCGCGAGGUGAUGCCGUACGCACACGGGCCGUCCGUGCGCAAGCUCUCCAAGAUCGCCACACUGCUGCUGGCGCGGAACUACAUCCUCAUGCUCACCAGCUCUCUGGACGAGAUGAAGAGACUGGUGGGAGAGAUCUACGGCGGCGGCCAUCACGCAGCUUUCCAUUGCGGCGCCGCGGCAGGACACGGUGCCGCGCACGCGCCUGUUCCGGCAGCACCCGCGGUGCACCACGCGCUGCUCGCACCGUCUCCAGCGUCCUCCGCCGCCGCACUGUCCGCCGCACUGCCCGCUCUCAGCUCCAUCCGGGCGCCUCAGUCCUUGAUGAAAACUCCACCGACUCCUCCGCUACAAGUUGGCACCGGCUUCCAGCACUGGGCAGGACUUCCGUGCCCCUGUGCCAUCUGCCAGGUGCCGCCACCCGCCGCACAUGUGCCCAUCACGUCCACAGGACUCACGAGACUUUCCUCCGACAAGGAGGCCAUGAAGUGA